UGAAUUUGCUGGAGUUAUGAUAACUGGUUUCCUUUUUCUGUGUAUUGGUUGACUUGUAUUUGGAAUUUUGGUUAAUGUUCCGAGGGCGACCCACACAAAUAGAGGGAACUGGACACCGCCCUUUUAGAAAGGAUAAGAAGGAGAGUUAUUUACAUCUCAGGAUUAAACUUUAAGCAAGAGAAAUAGCAGAAUGGGAUCGACUAUAGAUGACACCUUCCGUAUCCUCAUAGCUACAGACAAUCAUCUUGGCUAUGCAGAAAAGGAUCCUGAAAGAGGAAAUGACAGCUUUGAAACUUUUGAGGAAAUUCUGAAAAUGGCAGUAGAACAACAGGUGGACUUCAUCUUGCUUGGUGGUGACUUGUUUCAUGAGAAUAAGCCUUCCAGGCAGUGUCUUGUGAAAUGCAUGGAGCUUCUCCGCAAGUAUACUUUUGGAGACAAGCCUGUUUGCUUUGAGUACAUAAGUGAUCCAACUGAGAACUUCAAGAAUUCCAAGAACCCAAUGGUCAACUUUCAUGACCCAAAUCUCAAUGUUUCCAUUCCUGUGUUUUCAAUUCAUGGCAACCACGAUGAUCCUUCAGGUCUUGGUCAGUUUUGUGCUCUAGACAUGCUUUCAACAGCUGGUUUAGUAAAUUAUUUUGGACGCACUGGAGACCUCAAGAACAUCACCAUUAGUCCUGUAUUGCUUGAGAAAGGAACAAACAAGCUGGCUUUAUUUGGUUUGUCGUCAGUCAAAGAUGAGAGACUCUUUAGACUCUUCAAAGAAAAUAAGGUUAAGAUGAUGCGACCAAAGGAAUUCCAUGAUGAAUGGUUCAACAUCAUGGUAGUCCACCAGAACCAUGCAAAACAUGGCAUGACCAAUUACCUCCCAGAAGCUUUCCUGGAUCCUUUUCUUCAUCUUGUCAUCUGGGGUCAUGAGCAUGAAUGUCUUAUUCAGCCACGCCUUAGUGCUGAUAAUUCUUUUCAUGUUGUACAACCAGGAAGUUCAGUUGUAACUUCAUUUUGUGCUGGUGAGGCUGUUGAAAAGCAUGUUGCUCUCCUUGAGGUGAAUAAUAAGCAACUGUUUAAUGUAACCCCUCUCAAGCUAGAGACUGUCCGGCCAUUUGUAUUUGAUGAUGUGUGCUUGGCUGAUCAAGAUCUGGAUUAUGUAAUUGGGAACAAAGAAACCAACCCAGUAGAGGAGUUUAUUGAGGAACACAUCCAUGGUAUGAUUAAGAAGGCCAAGGAACAACUCACAGGUCAUCCAAAACAACCCAAAAAGCCACUUAUCCGUCUACGAGUUGUAUACACAGAUGAGUCUCAGAUGUUCAACACGACCCGAUUUGGCCACAAAUUUACGGAUGACGUAGCAAAUCCCAAUGAAAUGAUCUUAUUCAAAAAGCAACGUAGGGAAAUAAAGAAAAUGACACCUGACAUUGAUAAGGAGGCCAUGAAUGCAAUUUUUGCUGGAGAAGAUGUUGCAGAGUCAAGAGUUGAGGAUCUUGUGCAGCAAUAUUUUUCAGAGCUGUCAGAUCAGAAACCGAAGCUAUUCUUGCUUUCAGAACGAGGGGUGUCAAAGGGGGUAAACGCCUUUGUCGAGAAAGAUGACAGAGAUGCCAUCAGCACUGUUUUUAAGCACCAAGUUAAGAAGACUGUGGAUCACAUUUUAUCCCAAGAGGCAGAUAUUGAUGAGGAAAAUAUUGUGGAUGCAAUUAUCACCUAUCGAGAAGAAAGAUUGUUGAAGACUAAUCCUCAGUUAGAGGAACAAGAGGCGCAAGCAGCCUUAAGUAGUACAACAAGAGAAAGAAAAAAAGUUAGUGAUGAAGAUGAUGAUGAUGCAAUGGAUGACAUUGAUAUGAAGGACUUCAGCCCCCCACCAGCUAGAGGAAGAGGAUCGCGAGGAGGUCGUGGACGAGGCAGUAGAGGGUCCCGGGCCAGGGCAGCUAGUUCAUCUGCAAGCACCACUCAGACAUCAAGCAGAAAUCAGUUGACUUUGAUCGGUGAUGGUUCUCCAAAGGUAUCAGAAUCUUCAUCCAGGGCACGACCAUCACGAGGAAGAGGAAGGGCAGCGACAAGAAACCAGAGUAUCAUGGAAUCAUUUUCUCGGGCCAGAACUGCUGCUUCAAGUCGUAAAGGAAUUGUUUAUGACAGUGAUGAUGAUUAGCUCAGUUCCAAUUAAUGAAUUAUUCACAUUGAUUAUAAUAAUAUUUCAUGACAAAGUAAUAUUUUAUAAUCAUUGUCUCUUCCAUAUAUGUAUUACAUAAGCUUCAAGAGAUUUUGUUUUUGAAAUUUACACUUUUACAGAAAAUGGACCUCUUUUUCAUAUAUAUUUUUUAUUAUGAUUUACAUAGAUUGCUAUUGUCAUUGGAUAUCCCAUGGUGCAGCACAAGGCAUAAAUCAUACUACUUUUGUCUGAUGUACUUUUUCUGCCGACAAAGUAUAAUAUAAAAUCUCUAACUCUAUAUAUGGCAAAUCUUCCAUCAUGUUUCAUUAUUUGUACAACAGCCAAAAGCAGGAAAAGAGUUGUGUCUUCUGUUUUGUAUAAUGUCUUGUAUUCUUUGAAUCUCUGAUUUCUCAUUACUCUUCUCUCUUUCUGAUUUUCUUCUUUUCAUCCACCUCAUAUCCUCUUUCUGUUUAUAGAAUUUCCUAUUGUAAUAAUUUCUGAAACAAUGUUAUUGGUUAUAUAUGUCUGUUACUUUCGUAAGUGUGGUAUUUGAACAUAAUGUUGUCCUCAUUAAUAGAAUUUGAAUUUAUCAUGGUAGUUCAUGUAAAUGAUAAGUUACGGAGAUGCUCAGAAAUGUGGAAGAAAAAAAUAAAUUUAUUUGAAUAUUACUCAUGAUUGUAUCAGUUAUCUCUUGAAUUUUCAGUAAUUCAAAGUGGACAACCAUCUAAUUGUAAACUAAAUGAUAUAUAGACAAAUCAGAGUGAAAAGAAUGUUAUAUAAAUGCAUAAUAAAAUGAAUGAAUGUGA
Penaeus chinensis is the source of this 2946-nucleotide messenger RNA. RefSeq names its product double-strand break repair protein MRE11-like (gene mre11). Gene Ontology annotation, cellular component: Mre11 complex; nucleus. Gene Ontology annotation, molecular function: manganese ion binding; 3'-5'-DNA exonuclease activity; DNA endonuclease activity. The record is from RefSeq and is a predicted model, not a curated record. Lineage: Eukaryota; Metazoa; Arthropoda; Malacostraca; Decapoda; Penaeidae. Gene Ontology annotation, biological process: double-strand break repair via nonhomologous end joining; mitotic G2 DNA damage checkpoint signaling; meiotic DNA double-strand break formation.